AGAAUUUUUAAGUAGGUGGAAGUCAUCAAAAUAAUUUUCCACAAAAAAUAGUUUACCACAAAAUUACUUUAGUUUUCUGUGGUGGUUGCUUAACUCUUUCUUCUGUUACCAGCACUGCUCUAACCUAUAAUUUCUCAAUAAUAUCACAAAAUGGUUUUGCGGCGCGAAAAUUGCUGAAUGUUAGGUGAAGCAGUCAUGGAAAAACAUAUUUCCAAUGGACGAGACACAGAAAUUAACGGAACCAAGAAAGACAUAACGAUUGUGGAAGGUCCUAAAAAGGGCUUAACCAAUUUGAGAGCGGUCUCCUUUUUGUUGCUGUGGUAUUUUUUCAGCGGUUGCACAUUGUUUUUAAACAAGUAUAUUUUAACGUAUUUAAAUGGAAAUCCUACGGUGUUAGGUGCCUGUCAGAUGUUAAUGACUGCGACAUGCGGGUUCGUGCAAUUGUUUUUUCCUUGUGGGAUGUACAAACCAUCCCAAAGGUUAAAUAAACCUCCUGGUUUUUAUAGGCACAUGUUGUUGGUUGGUUGUACUAGAUUUUUAACAGUUGUUUUGGGUUUAGUAGCGUUAAAUUAUGUAGCCGUAAGUUUUACAGAAACCAUUAAGAGUUCCGCCCCUUUAUUCACGGUGCUUAUCUCUAGGUUCCUGUUAGGUGAACAAACAGGUCUCUAUGUCAAUUUAAGUCUUUUACCUGUAAUGUCCGGAUUGGCGCUCUGUUCAAUCAAUGAAAUUAGUUUUGAUGUGAUUGGAUUUCUUGCGGCAAUGGCAACAAAUGUUACAGAGUGUAUACAAAAUGUUUAUUCAAAAAUGUUAAUCUCUGGCGACAAAUUCAAAUAUACCCCAGCAGAGUUGCAGUUUUACACAAGUGUAGCAAGCAUAGUUGUACAGAUUCCUGCCACCUUACUUGUAGCUGAUCUAAGCUCAACUCAUUUAAGCUUUAAGCUAAUCAUUUGUUUUAUUUUCAAUGGCAUAUUCUUCCAUUUCCAAAGUAUUACUGCCUAUGUUCUCAUGGAUUACAUUAGCCCCGUGACUCAUAGUGUUGUCAAUACUGCCAAGAGAGCAUUCUUGAUAUGGUUAUCCAUAUUGAUGUUUGGAAAUCCAAUAACGGCAUUAAGUGGACUAGGGACUAUAACUGUGAUAGCUGGAGUUCUACUCUAUAUUAAGGCCCAAGAAUAUGAUGACAGAUUAGAAUCUGCCAAUUUAAUUCAGCGGAAAGUCAGGGCUAUUUAAACAUGCGUUUAUUUAUAAUUAAUUUUUGUAUUAUUUUGUAUAAACCAAUUCAAAAUAAACAUGUAAUGUGAUAUUUCUUUGGUGAUGCAAUCAUGCAAUUUUUUGUAACAGUAUUAUUUGCAAAGGUUAGUGGAUGAUAAUUUGCUUGUAUUUUGAAAACCAAUGACAUAGUACCUAUAUUAUGUUGACAUAUUUUUAUGUCAAAUAUCAAUGGUUGGAGUAGAAUAUUUUUGAAUUACUCAAGUCUAAUUUUGUCAGUUUUUGGAGCUCCUUUUCAAGAUUGAUUUUGAGAAUAAUUCCUGUAUAAAAACAAAAUAAUUUUCUCGGGUCUUGAGUUUUACUUACAAACCACAAUUACUUAUUGAUGUUGGCUAUUACAGUCUCCAAUAUUUGAUUUUCUUCCGAAUCUAGUCAUUUGGGUGGUAAGCCUGUUGGUAGUUAAAUUAUUAUUUUAGUUGCAACAUUGUAUCAGAUAGUUUUUGUUAUCGGGAAACUGUUAUUCUAUUAUGGUUGAAAUAUUGCCAGUUUUUGCCCUUGCUCAUAUUUAUAAUUUCCUGUUUUUGUAGUAUCUUAUGCCAAACAAAACUUUCUAGUAAUACUAUUAUAAUUAUGAUACAAUUUGAGUUAUUUAAUCACAGUACAAUUUCUUUGGUUAGUUAUCUGGCGCUUACUUAA
Cylas formicarius (sweet potato weevil) is the source of this 1902-nucleotide messenger RNA. Its product is annotated as solute carrier family 35 member E2A-like. The record is from RefSeq and is a predicted model, not a curated record. Gene Ontology annotation, cellular component: Golgi apparatus. The transcript has 6 exons. Lineage: Eukaryota; Metazoa; Arthropoda; Insecta; Coleoptera; Brentidae. Gene Ontology annotation, molecular function: antiporter activity. The coding region runs from base 178 to 1227 and encodes 349 amino acids.